CGCGGAGCCGAGACCGAAAUCUCCGACGAUGCGGACAGGACCCUCCCGCCGUCAUCUCCUCUUCGUCGCGUCCCUCUGGCUCCUCGCCGCGGCCCAGGCAGCUCUCGGAAAACGUGUCUGGAACAGGUUUGCCUUGCAAGGGAAGACCUUCAACCAAAGCUCGGCCUAUGCAACGGAAGUGGUCCCCGAUGUAUGCACGUGCAGGAGAAGGUGCUUCGUGCAGCGCAAGUGCAAGGCCUGGACCACCUUAACGAACAGGAAACGGCAAAUAGAAUGCAGCUACAGGGAGUACGGGCCGAUCCAAACCUCGUUCCUUGAUCUACCCAAUGCUCUUUAUGGUUUUAUGGAAGGUGGGUCGACUGUCAGGCUGAUGGUUACUGGCUUUUGA
Penaeus monodon (black tiger shrimp) is the source of this 388-nucleotide messenger RNA. RefSeq lists its product as uncharacterized. Bases 29 to 388 code for a protein of 119 amino acids. Lineage: Eukaryota; Metazoa; Arthropoda; Malacostraca; Decapoda; Penaeidae. The record is from RefSeq and is a predicted model, not a curated record. The transcript is spliced from 2 exons.